AAAUGUAACGUGUUUAACAAUUUUUGUAGUACAAAUAGAAUUAUCAAUUUUCAUUUGUCAUCGUAGCAUGGGUCCCAAUGCUGCUGGUGACAAAUAGGCGUUCUGUUUCUGACUGUAGAUGAAUUUGUUGGGACUUUCUCGGUGUAUGAAGAGCUUGCCACACGGUAAAUAUAAAAAAGCCGCUCAUCCUCAAUCACUGAUAUCAAUACCUCUAUGCUAUACAUCUAACCUUCUCUCUGUCACACAAAUUUUAUAGAAGGAGAGGGAGAGAAAGAGCAAGAUACAAAACAUGGAGUCCAGUGAUAAUGAUAUUCUACAUCAUCAACCUUCAUCACAAACAUUAAUCAGUUCUGAACUGGAAAUCAUACUCUCCGACUCUCAACUUUCGUAUUUUCGACGUCUCCAAUCUGCGACAUGGCUGGAACUGAAUACGCUUUUCCGGCUUGCUGGUCCGGCAGUGGUUGUGUAUUUGCUCAACAAUGUCACUUCCAUGUCCACACAGAUCUUCUGUGGUCAUCUUGGCAAUCUCGAACUAGCCGCCGCUUCUCUCGGCAACAACGGCAUCCAAAUUUUCGCCUACGGUCUCAUGCUUGGCAUGGGAAGCGCGGUGGAGACAUUGUGCGGCCAAGCUUACGGUGCUAAAAAGUACGACAUGCUAGGAGUAUAUCUGCAACGAUCGACAAUCCUACUGAUGCUGACUGCGAUACCGCUGAUGAUCAUCUACAUCUUCAGCAAACCAAUCUUGCUUUUGCUCGGCGAAUCGACGGCCAUCGCGUCUUCGGCCGCGCUGUUCGUCUACGGUCUCAUCCCUCAAAUCUUCGCCUACGCCGCCAAUUUUCCCAUACAGAAAUUCCUACAAUCGCAGAGUAUCAUCUUCCCCAGCGCGUACAUAUCGGCGGCGACACUGUUGGUUCACGUGCUACUCACGUGGUUUACGGUUUACAAGUUGGGGUGGGGAUUGCUGGGUGCUUCGCUGGUUUUGAGCUUCUCGUGGUGGAUAAUUGUGGUGGCUCAGUUCGUAUACAUAUUGAUCACCGAAAGGUGCAAAAAGACAUGGACUGGGUUCAGCUUGUUGGCUUUUUCGGGGUUAUGGUCGUUCUUCAAACUAUCCACGGCGUCGGCGGUGAUGCUGUGCUUGGAGACUUGGUACUAUCAGAUAUUGGUUUUGAUUGCUGGGUUGCUUAAAAAUGCUGAGAUUGCAUUGGACGCUCUCUCUGUCUGUAUGACGAUUUCUGGAUGGGUGUUCAUGAUCGCAGUGGGAUUCAAUGCGGCUGCAAGUGUGCGGGUGAGCAAUGAACUAGGGGCUGGUCAUCCAAAAUCGGCAGCUUUCUCAGUUGUGGUGGUAACAUUUAGCUCCUUCAUAAUCGCAGUGAUAUUUGCCAUCCUAGUGCUUGUGUUCCGCCACCAAAUUAGCUACAUUUUCACUAGCGGUACGGUUGUUUCCGAUGCUGUCUCCGAUCUCUCUCCCUUCCUUGCUGUCUCCGUCAUCCUCAAUGGCAUUCAACCUGUUCUAUCAGGUGUGGCUGUUGGAUGUGGAUGGCAAGCAUUUGUAGCAUAUGUAAACGUGGGAUGUUACUAUGUUAUUGGUGUCCCAUUGGGUUCAGUUCUUGGCUUCAAGUUCGACCUCGGGGCUAAGGGAAUAUGGUCGGGGAUGAUAGGCGGCACUGUUAUACAGACUCUCAUCUUGUUGUGGUUCACCAUCCGUACCGACUGGAAUAAAGAGGUGGAAAAAGCAAGGAAUCGUUUGGAUACAUGGGAGGAAAACAAGGAACCUCUUCUUAACGACUAGAAAAAGGGUCCAACUUUCCUUUGCAUUUAAUAACACCCAAUAUUACAUUUUGGGACCAUCUAUAUUUUAUUUUCAUCAUCUUGUUCCCCCCCCCCCCC
This is a messenger RNA of Ziziphus jujuba (common jujube), 1887 nucleotides long. RefSeq names its product protein DETOXIFICATION 40. Bases 290 to 1789 code for a protein of 499 amino acids. Gene Ontology annotation, biological process: xenobiotic detoxification by transmembrane export across the plasma membrane. The record is from RefSeq and is a predicted model, not a curated record. Gene Ontology annotation, molecular function: xenobiotic transmembrane transporter activity; antiporter activity. The transcript has 7 exons. NCBI's taxonomy places the organism in Eukaryota, Viridiplantae, Streptophyta, Magnoliopsida, Rosales, Rhamnaceae. Gene Ontology annotation, cellular component: membrane.